Messenger RNA from Scophthalmus maximus (turbot), 1129 nucleotides. Its product is annotated as GATA zinc finger domain-containing protein 7-like. NCBI's taxonomy places the organism in Eukaryota, Metazoa, Chordata, Actinopteri, Pleuronectiformes, Scophthalmidae. Bases 157 to 648 code for a protein of 163 amino acids. The transcript is spliced from 3 exons. The record is from RefSeq and is a predicted model, not a curated record.
GAGUUUGAUAGGACGAAUCAAGCUCCGAAACGACGCCUCCCUGGAUCGUUCCAAUUCUUUUGACAGGUAAGCUAACUGACUCUAACCCACUGCACACCGUAAAGUUAACAGUUAGUUAGUCAGUCAGUUAGUUAGUCAUCUCUGCAGAGUUUAGAGAUGUCGCCUGCCAAGACGGAACAUGUCACACGACUGGCCUCACAUCGGGGCUCCGGUCAAAGAGAUGAACCACAGCCGCAGCACGCCGUGGACCAGACCGAGCCCCGCCCGCGCUGCGAGGCGGACAAGCGCGGGAACAAGAGGGUCAGAGGUGAAAAAACUCGGUCCCUUUUAAAGGUCAAACUACCGAAAAUCAACGCGCGCACUUUGUCCAAGGAGAAGGCGACACGGGAGGACGACGACGACGACAACGACGACAACAACGACAACAACAACGACAACAACAACAACGACACACCGAGCUGGUGGACGUUGGAGCCCGCCGAGAGCAGAACCACGACGGUGAGCCGGGUUGGAGGGAGCCGGGCUGCCGACACAGACGCUGACUCUGUUGGUGGAGAUGUUUUCUUCUUCUCCCAGGGGCCCACUAGCCAAGUGACAGAUGAGAAGGAGCAGAUUUGCCAGCUACUGACUCCUGUUAGCUUUUGCUGAGCUGAAGUCAACAGUCUUGUGGUUCACAUACUCUUACCGACCUACACUGUGACUGUUUGAAUGAUUUACUCAAUGUGGACCAGAACAAUGCUAUAAUUUGUACGUUAUUAUGUUUGUUCUCCAUGUCUGUAACUUAGAUGUUUUAUGACAAAUUUCCAAAGGUUCACUUUGUUUUUCUUUGCGCUGUAUGCUGCAUGGGAAAUGUGCUUGUUUAUUUUAACAUGUUUGUUAAGAGGACAUAUCAGUAAACAAUUAUUUUGGACUUGUAAUUCAAUACUAGACAAUACAUGUAAGAGUGAGUGUGUGUGCGCGCGCUCUGUUAAAUCCAGUGAUGAAACCAGUGUGUGUGCUCCUCCUCCACCAGCAUACACACACAUACGCAGGUGUGCAUUGAAUUUGCUGUAAGCAUGAACUAGACUACCAAGUUCUUCUUUUACUCCCUCUUUCUCCUGCUGGGGAUGUGACCCCUGACCCCUGUCCU